This is a messenger RNA of Helicoverpa armigera (cotton bollworm), 1509 nucleotides long. RefSeq lists its product as uncharacterized. The transcript has a single exon. The coding region runs from base 134 to 1372 and encodes 412 amino acids. Lineage: Eukaryota; Metazoa; Arthropoda; Insecta; Lepidoptera; Noctuidae. The record is from RefSeq and is a predicted model, not a curated record.
ACCAACCUACAGAUUGGCUCAACAUCUGGCUAAAGUACUUUCACCAUUGAGAGGAAACACAGCAGCAUAUGUAAAGGACUCGUACCAUUUUGUCAGUGAAAUAAAACACCUACAACUAGCUGACAAUGAAACUAUGGUCAGUUUUGAUGUUCAGUCAUUGUUUACAUGCUUACCCGUUGAAGACUGCAUCAAGAUUGUGUCUAAGAAACUAGCAGAGAAUAACAUGCCUACUGAAUAUGCUGAACUGUUAAAACAUUGCCUAACAUCUGGCUAUUUACUGUGGAAUAAUCACUUCUACACGCAAGUGGAUGGUGUAGCAAUGGGCUCCCCAGUAUCUCCCAUUGUUGCUGAUAUCUUCAUGGAGGAUUUUGAGGAGCGAGCCCUGCAAUCUGCACCCGUAACACCCAAAUUCUACAAGCGGUACGUAGAUGAUACUUUCACAAUACUACCAUCUGACAAAGUCACAGCAUUUUUAAAUCAUCUUAACUCCAUAAACCCCAAAAUUCAAUUCACUAUGGAGUCAGAGGCAAACAACUCCUUAGCUUUCUUAGAUGUUUUGGUUAUCCGUAACCCUAAUAACACCUUGAGUCACACUGUGUAUCGGAAGAAAACCCAUACAGACAAAUACCUUCAUGGUGAGUCCCACCACCACCCAACACAGUUAUCUACCGUUGGUAAAUCAUUGUUUCAGAGAGCACGUGGGAUCUGCGAUGAACAACACCUGGGUGCUGAGCUUCAACAUGUUAAGCAAGUACUGCACGACAACAAGCUCCGAGUACCGCGCCCUCGUCGCAGAACCCGCGUGAAACCAGCCACAGUUGAGCGUCUACCUGCUGUUCUUCCAUACAUAAGAGGAGUCACAGACAAGAUUGGCUACAUCUUGAAGCGAGCUUCAAUCAAAACCUACUUCAAGCCGCUGAAGAAGAUUAGUCAAUUCUUACCACCUGUCAAGUGUCACAUACCUCUACAAGAUGCGGGUGUAUACAAGCUUGAAUGUGAUUGUGGUCUCUCUUACAUAGGCCAAACUAAAAGAAGCAUAGGGACCCGCGUAAAAGAACACAUCGCCGAUGUCAAACACCGCCGUUCCAGACAGUCAGCAGUUUGUGAACACACACUAGACAAGGCCCAGCAUUACAUCAGAUUUGAUAAACCACAAGUCCUUGCAAAAGAAAACCGAUUCCUACCUAGGAUGAUUCGCGAGGCUAUUGAAAUUAAAAAACAUCCAAAUUUCAAUAGAGAAGAUGGCUGGGUCAUACCACCUGCUUGGAAUCCCAUCAUAGAAACUAUUAAAUCAAAAUCCAAGCCUACAACUGCUCGACCUAAGGAUACAGUUAGCUCGUUUUGCGUGAAUCGGAUUGUCAAUAAUAAUUAACAAAAUGUAGGGUAGCUGUUUGUAACUAAUAUAUCAAGACGACCAACACCUUAGUCUGCCCGUGACCAUGGAUGCUGUAAAGGAUCCGAAACGUCGGGAUUAAAUAAUAUAAUAUAACCGCGAUAAAAUCCGUAAAA